UUGGAGUUUUGUUCCCGGGACUGACCUGCUGUUCGGUACUGGAUCCUCCUUUAGUCUUCUUCACCGGUUGGGAUUACAAGCUUGCCUUUUCCCUCUGGAUCCUGUUUGCACCUCGAUCGACCCUCGCCCGUCUGACUACUCUCUGGAUUUCCCUUUGGACACUGUAUGCCACUCGUCUGACCACACGCCUGUUUGACCCUGCCUCUGUCUCACCCUUUGGAUUGUCGGAACUCUGUUCCGUUAUUUUGUUUUUUGACUCUUGUCUUGCUGAUUUAUUAAAUUAUUUUGAUUUGAAUCUGCCCUUGAGUCCAGUUCUUCCGAGCGUGACAGCGUCAAAAUACGGAAAAGUUUCUUGUUGUUUCUUCUUUGGACACACUGAAGGUAUCCUGUUCGAUAUGGGCCAGUCAGAUAUAGCCAACGUGACAGAUGAUGUGGUUCACGGUGAAAACCACAACACCGCCUGGCAUGAAGGCAACGUGGGCAAUGACAGCAUUAAUCCUUACAAGCCCACCUUUGUGGAUGACAUCACCAAGCACCUGGGCGUUCAAAUUUCUCUUAUAUUAGCCUAUUCCCUUAUCAUCCUGCUGGGACUUGUGGGGAACAGCCUGGUCAUUUACAUGAUCAUUCUGUACAGAAACAUGCGCACGGUCACCAACUACUUCAUCGCGAACCUGGCCUUGGCCGACCUGAUGGUGGACACUGUGUGUUUACCUUUCACGCUGGUCUACACGCUGAUUGAUGAAUGGAAGUUUGGAAAAGUCAUGUGUCAUAUGGUGCCUUACAGCCAAGCUCUCAGCGUACACGUCUCCAUUCUCACGCUGACGGUGAUUGCUUUAGAGCGCUACAGAUGUAUAGUCUUUCAUCUUGGCCAGCGGCUCAACAGAUGCACUAGUUUCGUGAUUAUCGGUCUAACUUGGGCCUUCGCCGCCAUACUGGCCGGACCUUUGGCGAUUUUCAGGGAGUAUCGGCACGAGGAGAUCCCGUACAUUGACUGGCGAAUCGCGGUUUGCUCUGAGAAAUGGCCCAAUGGCACCAAUCGGGACGCCGUCAUCUACAGUCUGUCGAUGCUUGUCCUGCAGUACGUGGUACCGCUGACCAUCAUCAGCUAUGCUUACGUGUGUAUCUGGGUCAAGCUGAAAAACCACGUCAACCCGUCUAACCGCAACGACAGCUUCGUCCGCCGCAAGAAAACCACCAAGAUGCUGGCUCUGGUGGUUGUCGUCUUCGCGGUUUGCUGGCUUCCAUUCCACGUGUUCCAGCUGACCAGUGAUCUCGACUUGAUUCUGAAGUUCAAAGAGUACAAACUAAUUUAUACCUUGUUUCACAUAGUGGCGAUGUGCUCAACGUUUGUCAACCCGCUACUCUAUGGCUGGAUGAACCAGAACUACAGGAAUGGCUUCCUCAUGUUCUUCCGCUGUGAGCACAAGCCAGACACCAUCUGCCCCGACGGCUCCUUCAGGACUCGUUCUUGGAGACGGGUGAUUGUCAACGGGCGCAAUGACGGUCAGCCAGCCGCUGCUGUCUGAUCACAAAUCCUGCGUUCCAUUUCGAAGGCCUCAUCCCUAUGCCCUAAGCCCUUCAAAGGAUUUACCCUCCGGAGUGAGAGCUUCAAAGGGUUGAAGGGUGUAAGGGACCAAACAACUGUUUCUUGAAGUGCCCUUCUGCGUCAUCAUCCCAUGCCCAUAAGGAGGCGCUGUCGUGGCUGUCAAAAAGUCAUGGGGUUGCGAAGUGUCCAUCAGUUGUACCCUUCGAAAUCCUUCAUUCCGAAGGGCCCUUUGAAGUGUCUAGUUAUGAGCACUUCGAUUUGGAAUGACCCUUCAAUACGGCGACCAUCAUUGUUUUCACUCCGAAGUGCCCUUUGGAUUGCGAUAUAUCCCAUUUGGAACGUACCGAAAGAUUGAGGCUGUCAGCCUCUGAUGGGCAACUAAUGGGCAUUCCAGCACAACAUAUGAAUGGCAGAUUCUUAUAGUAAACCUUAAACUUUGCUGGAUGGUUGGGUAAAAUAUGGACAAGGCCAGUUGUUGGUUUAAACUAACCUAUAAAUGUCCAUGGCGUAAAACAACCCAGGAUUUUGGUUUGAAAAAACUCGGCAUAGUUGUUUUAAAGUCAACGAUUGCCUUUGUCUGUAUUUUACCCAACCAUUGGUUGAAACAACUCAAUAUUUUUCGAGUGUAGAGUGAAUGUUCCAGUGAAUGUUUUUUGAUUUUGGCAACUUUGACUCUUUGGUUUAUCAUUGUCUGUUGUGCAUUUAUACUGUAAUGUAAUCUGUCAGAUCUGAUAUAGACAUAUUAGGUAGCUCAUUCAGUAAUUCAGCUAUACAGUAAAUUUACGUACUAUACCGUACAUGCACACUGCAGGAAAAGUAUCAGUAGUAUUCUGUACAUUGCUCAUGUCCAUGUUUAUGCGAACAUUUGACAUUCAACAGUCUGUGAGUUAUUGUAAAUAAAUAAUAAAUGUGAUGUGUCCAAAGUGAAAAUGUCUUGCAUGAUUUGUACUGUGUAAACCGACAUGUACUGUAUAUAAUGUAAAUGCAUUAUGGUACUGAUUGUAUUAAUUGUAUAGUAAAUUAUGAAGGCUAUAAUGUACUUUGUUUGAUGUAUGUACGUAUAUGUGGCAUAUUUAAUCUUUAUGAUGUGGUACUUGUGAGAUAAAAUAAAAGG
This is a messenger RNA of Triplophysa rosa, 2660 nucleotides long. It is a transcript of the gene npy7r, whose product is annotated as neuropeptide Y receptor Y7. Gene Ontology annotation, molecular function: neuropeptide Y receptor activity. Gene Ontology annotation, cellular component: membrane. The record is from RefSeq and is a predicted model, not a curated record. Gene Ontology annotation, biological process: G protein-coupled receptor signaling pathway. The coding region runs from base 396 to 1526 and encodes 376 amino acids. NCBI's taxonomy places the organism in Eukaryota, Metazoa, Chordata, Actinopteri, Cypriniformes, Nemacheilidae. The transcript is spliced from 2 exons.